AUGGCGAUCCAAUAUCUGAUUCUCCUAUCCCGACAGGGCAAAGUGCGCCUCGCCAAGUGGUUCACUACCCUGUCCCCCAAGGAUAAGGCCAAGAUUGUGAAGGACGUUUCUCAACUGGUCCUGGCCCGUCGAACGCGCAUGUGCAACUUUAUCGAGUACAAGGACACAAAGAUCGUCUAUCGUCGAUACGCCUCCCUCUUCUUUAUCGCCGGCAGCGCGUCGGAGGACAACGAGCUCAUCACCCUCGAGAUCAUCCACCGAUACGUGGAGCAGAUGGACAAAUACUACGGCAACGUUUGCGAGCUCGACAUUAUCUUCUCUUUCACGAAAGCCUACUAUAUUCUCGAUGAGCUGCUACUCGCGGGCGAGUUACAAGAAAGCAGCAAGAAGAACGUACUCCGGUGCAUUGGCCAGCAGGACUCCCUGGAAGACAUGGAGGUCGAGGACGAGGUUACCAGGCUCAUGUAG
Emericellopsis atlantica is the source of this 468-nucleotide messenger RNA. Its product is annotated as AP complex, mu/sigma subunit. The record is from RefSeq and is a predicted model, not a curated record. Gene Ontology annotation, molecular function: clathrin-cargo adaptor activity. Bases 1 to 468 code for a protein of 155 amino acids. The transcript is spliced from 5 exons. Gene Ontology annotation, biological process: protein transport; vesicle-mediated transport. NCBI's taxonomy places the organism in Eukaryota, Fungi, Ascomycota, Sordariomycetes, Hypocreales, Bionectriaceae. Gene Ontology annotation, cellular component: intracellular membrane-bounded organelle; AP-1 adaptor complex.